UCCGUGCUGUGAUCCAGAUUGGUUUCCUCCAGGUUAAACUUUCGUGUUUCCUCUCCAGAUGAAGGUGUGGACUCUGCUGAGUCAGUGUGAGAACAGAGAGGAGGGAGCCCCUCCCUCUAAAACCACUCUGUGUGGGGAACAUGACAGCCAGACCAAAGCUCAGAGCCCACAGAAGCAGCACAGACCUGGACCUGGUCCUGGACCCAGCUGUGUGUCCAUGAAGAGUGACCAGUCUAUCCCUCUUAUUAUAAACUUCAAAGAUGGACGCCACUCUUUUGAUCACAGGAGUAAUCUGGAAGAACCUGAACCCAGCUGGGUGUCCAUGAAGAGUGACCGGUCUAUGUAUGAUCCUUUAAACUUCAAAGAUGGACACCACUCUGUUGAUCAAAGAGUGGACCAGGAUAGCUCAGAGGUUCCCAGUGGUCAGUCUGCCCAGCAGCAUCAAACACACCUGGACUCCAUAUGUAUGCUGCUGGAGGAGAACAUCAGCACUUUUGUGAAGAAUGAGCUAAAGAAGAUCCAGAAGGUUCUGAGUCCAGAUUACCCAAAAUUAAUGGAGAGUCAGAGGGAGGAUGAGGAGGUGUUGGACGGUGAGGAUGAAGAGCAGAGGAGGAGCAGCAGAGAGGCAUUUCUGAAGAUCACACUGCACUUCCUAAGGAGAAUGAAGCAGGAGGAGCUGGCUGACCGUCUGCAGAGCAGAAGUUAUCGUGGAGUUUGUAAGCGUAAACUCAAAUCUAAGCUGCAGAAGAAGUUCCAGUGUGUGUUUGAGGGGAUUGCUAAAGCAGGAAACCCAACCCUUCUGAAUCAGAUGUUCACAGAGAUCUACAUCACAAAGGGAGGGACUGCAGAGGUCAAUGAUGAACAUGAGGUCAGACAGAUUGAAACAGCAUCCAGGAAACCAGACAGACCAGAAACAACAAUCAGACAAGAAGACAUCUUUAAAGCCCCACCUGGAAGAGAUGAACCAAUCAGAACAGUGAUGACAAAGGGAGUGGCUGGCAUCGGGAAAACACUCUUAACACAGAAGUUCACUCUGGACUGGGCUGAAAACAAAGCCAACCAGGACAUCCAGUUCACAUUUCCAUUCACCUUCAGAGAGCUGAAUGGGCUGAAAGAGGAAAAGUACAGCUUGGUGGAACUUGUUGAUCGCUUCUUCAGUGAAACCAAAGAAGCAGGAAUCUGCAGGUUUGAAGAGGUUGUGUUCAUCUUUGACGGUCUGGAUGAGUGUCGACUUCCUCUGGACUUCCACAACACUGAGAUCCUGACUGAUGUUACAGAGUCCACCUCAGUGGGUGUGCUGCUGACAAACCUCAUCAGGGGGAAUCUGCUUCCCUCUGCUCGCCUCUGGAUAACCACACGACCUGCAGCAGCCAAUCAGAUCCCUCCUGAGUGUGUUGACAUGGUGACAGAGGUCAGAGGGUUCAGUGACCCACAGAAGGAGGAAUAUUUCAGGAAGAGAUUCAGAGAUGAGGAGCAGGCCAGCAGAAUCAUCUCCCACAUUAAGACAUCACAAAGCCUACACAUCAUGUGCCACAUCCCAAUCUUCUGCUGGAUCACCGCUACAGUUCUGGAGGAUGGGUUGAAGACCAGAGAGGGAGGAGAGCUGCCCAAGACCCUGACUGAGAUGUACAUCCACUUCCUGGUGGUUCAGUCCAAAUUGAAGAACAUCAAGUAUGAUGGAGGAGCUGAGACAGAUCCACACUGGAUUCCAGAGAGCAGGAAGACGAUCAAGUCACUGGGAAAACUGGCUUUUGAGCAGCUGCAGAAAGGCAACCUGAUCUUCUAUGAAUCAGACCUGACAGAGUGUGGCAUCAAUAUCAGAUCAGCCUCAGUGUACUCAGGAGUGUUCACACAGAUCUUUAAAGAGGAGAGAGGACUGUACCAGGACAAGGUGUUCUGCUUCAUCCAUCUGAAUGUUCAGGAGUUUCUGGCUGCUCUUCAUGUCCAUCUGACAUUAAUCAACUCUGGAGUCAACCUUCUGGCAGAAGAACAAACAAAAUCCUGGUGGUCUGAAGUGUUCGGAGACAAAUCAACAAGUUUCUACCAGAGUGCUGUGGACAAGGCCUUACAGAGUCCAAAUGGACACCUGGACUUGUUCCUUCGCUUCCUCCUGGGUCUUACACUGCAGACCAAUCAGACUCUCCUACGAGGUCUGCUGACACAGACAGAGAGUAGCUCAAAGACCAAUCAGAAAACAGUUGAGUACAUCAAGAAGAAGAUCAGUGAGAAUCUGUCUGCAGAGAGAAGUAUCAAUCUGUUCCACUGUCUGAAUGAACUGAAUGAUCGUUCUCUAGUGGAGCAGAUCCAACAGUCCCUUAGUUCAGGAAGUCUCUCCACAGAUAAACUGUCUCCUGCUCAGUGGUCAGCUCUGGUCUUCAUCUUACUGUCAUCAGACAAAAAUCUGGACGUGUUUGACCUGAAGAAAUACUCUGCUUCAGAGGAGGCUCUUCUGAGGCUGCUGCCAGUGGUCAAAGCCUCCACCAAAGCUCUGCUGAGUGGCUGUAACCUGUCAGAGAGAAGCUGUGGAGCUCUGUCCUCAGUUCUCAGCUCCCAAUCCUCUAGUCUGAGAGAGCUGGACCUGAGUAACAACGAGCUGCAGGAUUCAGGAGUGGAGCUGGUGUCUGUUGGACUAAAGAGUCCACAAUGCAGUCUAAAAACUCUCAGGUUGAGUGGCUGUAACCUAUCAGACAGAAGCUGUGAAACUCUAUCCUCAGUUCUCAGCUCCCAGUCCUCUAGUCUGAGAGAGCUGGACCUGAGUAACAACGAGCUGCAGGACUCAGGAGUCAAGCUAGUGUCGGCUGGACUGAAGAGUCCACACUGCAGACUAGAAACUCUCAGGACGGACCAUGAUGGACCACAGAGACUGAGACCUGGUCUGAGGAAGUAUGUCUGUGAACUGGAACUGGACCCAAACACAGUAAACAGAAACCUCAAACUGUCUGACAACAACAGGAAGGUGACACAUGUUGGAGAGGAUCAGCCAUAUCCUGAUCAUCCAGAGAGGUUUGACUCCUGGUAUCAGCUGCUGUGUAGAGAUGGUCUGACUGGUCGCUGUUACUGGGAGGUUGAGAGGAGAGGAAGGGUUGAAAUAUCAGUGAGUUACAGAGGAAUCAGAAGGAGAGGAGACAGUGAUGACUGUGUGUUUGGAGGGAAUGAUCAGUCCUGGAGUCUGGUCUGCUCUGAUGAUGAUGAUGAAGGUUACUCUGUCUGGCACAAUAAGAGAAGAACAGUCCUCACCUCCUCCUCUGUCUCUAACAGAGUAGCAGUGUAUGUGGACUGUCCUGCUGGAACUCUGUCCUUCUACACAGUCUCCUCUGACUCACUGAUCCACCUCCACACCUUCAACACCACAUUCACUCAACCUCUCUAUCCUGGGUUUAUGGUCUGGUUUGGUUCCUCAGUGUCUCUGUGUCCUCUGCAGGACUGAGAGUCUCUCCUGGGGUCUGUUUCAGA
Perca flavescens (yellow perch) is the source of this 3453-nucleotide messenger RNA. Its product is annotated as protein NLRC3. Bases 59 to 3427 code for a protein of 1122 amino acids. Gene Ontology annotation, molecular function: protein binding. The transcript has 11 exons. The record is from RefSeq and is a predicted model, not a curated record. Lineage: Eukaryota; Metazoa; Chordata; Actinopteri; Perciformes; Percidae.